CGGCUUUUGAAUUUCUUUUUAAUAAUUUUUCUUUUUGAUUCCAAACAACCAUUUUUUUCUUUCUUUUAAAAUAAUAUACCUAUUGAAAGAUGAAUUUGGAAGAACAUCUUGAAAACUUGGUACUAAAAGCGGCAAAAGACUUUGACCAGAUUGCAGGAAAGGAGCCUACAGUUACUGACGACAAUAACGCAUCAUUACCUAAUACUCUACUUGAUAAAGUAUUGACUGAACAAAAGGAAGAACGCGAUCGACUAUGGAAAGAACUUCACGAAUUAGAAGAACAAGAAAACGAUGCGAAUGAAGGUUAUACGUUUGAUGAAGAAGAAUUACCUCAAGAUAGAAAACAACUGGCGAUAUAUAUGUAUGAAGAACAAGAAUUACUUAGGGAACUUGCAAAGCAGGAACAACAUGUCAACAUGGUGAACUUUGAAAGCGGGAAGGUGAUACCAGAGUUACGAUUUCGACAAAGACUGAUGACAUCUAUCAAAGAAAUGAAGCAAUUACUUACAUUUUUACGCGAACAAGUGACAGAAGCUAAAGCCUUAUAUCAACAAGAAGAUCGAGGUUUGGAGGAAAGUCAACAACUUCAAGACGCAUUGACAGCAAAACUUACUGAAAUAGAAACCUUUGGGGCCCCCACUCUUUCAAUGAAUGUAAGAGAAAAGGUGAUGAAAGCCAGAACUCAAUAUCAAGCAACUAUGGAAAACCUAGUAGAUUUCUUGGAUGAAUAUUAUCCUCCUCAUCUUAUCGAUUCUGCUCAUCUUACUGAAGAUAAUAACCCUCAAAAUUUGUGUGAAUUGAAAUUUAUAUUGGAAGAUUUGAUGAAUCGUGCAGUACUUAGUCCAUCCAAUCCAUACAUUGAAUUAGAAGAUGGUACAUAUUGGUCUCCAUAUAUCGAAACUUUGGUGAAAGGUGGCAUUGCAGAACGUGAUCCAUCUAACUUUAGACGAUUACGACUAGUGGAUUUCCGAAUUUACUGAACAUAUGUUAGUUUGUAGAAGCUACAGCAGUAGUAGUAGUAGUUUUAUUGUAUAUUAUCCUUUACUAUUUUUUUUUUCGUUCAUCAUAAACUUUAUCUGUAUAUAUAUUAUCUAUUGUCUUUUUGCAUUCCUGUGGUUUGAUUUUGGUGAUCUCCGAUCUUUC
Molecule: messenger RNA, 1143 nt
Organism: Halteromyces radiatus
Lineage: Eukaryota; Fungi; Mucoromycota; Mucoromycetes; Mucorales; Cunninghamellaceae
Product: centromere protein Cenp-K
Exons: 7
Coding region: 90-980 (296 amino acids)
Biological process (GO): mitotic sister chromatid segregation; kinetochore assembly
Cellular component (GO): nucleus
Source: RefSeq, a predicted model, not a curated record